Messenger RNA from Penicillium odoratum, 1071 nucleotides. Its product is annotated as Mov34/MPN/PAD-1 family protein. Gene Ontology annotation, molecular function: protein binding; deNEDDylase activity; metallopeptidase activity. Gene Ontology annotation, cellular component: cytoplasm; COP9 signalosome. The record is from RefSeq and is a predicted model, not a curated record. Lineage: Eukaryota; Fungi; Ascomycota; Eurotiomycetes; Eurotiales; Aspergillaceae. The transcript has a single exon. Gene Ontology annotation, biological process: protein deneddylation. Bases 1 to 1071 code for a protein of 356 amino acids.
AUGCAGGCUGCUGCGCAGAAGUCCUGGGGUUUGUACCCUUCAGUCCUUAUGCAAGACGUUCACAAGCACCCCAAGCUAACAUCAAGACCAACUUUAGAGCUCGAGAAUGCGAUCACCGUCUUCGACCCCGAACGCGAUGCGUUGUACAAUUAUGACCAAAAGACACAGCGUGACCUUAAUGAAGCACGGCCCUGGGCCAAAGAUCCAUAUUAUUUCAAAUACGUCCGAAUCAGCGCCGCCGCACUAUUGAAAAUGACCAUGCACGCACGCUCCGGUGGGAACCUCGAAGUGAUGGGUCUAAUGCAAGGCUAUAUCCUCCCAGAAACCUUCGUGGUAACAGAUGCAUUCCGACUCCCCGUAGAAGGCACAGAGACCCGUGUGAACGCGCAGGACGAAGCGAACGAAUACAUGGUCUCUUAUCUACAAUCAAGCCGAGAUGCGGGGGUGAUGGAUAAUGCCGUUGGCUGGUAUCACAGUCACCCGGGGUAUGGGUGCUGGCUAUCGGGUAUUGAUGUGGCGACGCAGCAGACACAGCAAAUGUCCGGGCCAUUUGUGGCUGUUGUUAUCGAUCCCGACCGUACGAUCUCGGCGGGGAAGGUGGAGAUUGGGUCUUUCCGGACAUUUCCUCUGGAAUUUACGCCUGCUAAGGAGGCUCAUGAAGAUGAUGAGUUUCAGACUAUUCCGGUGGGCAAGGCGGAGGAUUUUGGAACUCAUGCGAAUCGAUACUAUUCGCUUGAAACGACAUAUUUCAAGAGCACACUUGAUACUGAAAUUUUGUCAUUGCUCUGGAGCAAGUAUUGGGUCUCGACACUCAGUCAGAGUCCGUUGUUUGCUUCUCGGGACUAUGGUAGCAAGCAGAUUGUGGAUCUCAGUGAUAAAAUUCGCAUGGCUUCGAGGAAAAUCGAGAAUACCAAUUCGCGUCCCGGUUCAACUGCGGCCAAGGACGACCAGCUUGACAAAGUUGUCCGAGCCAGCGAACGGAUUGUCGCGGAAGAGGUUAAUGGUCUGAUGGCAUCUGAGGUUAAGCUGAAACUCUUCCGAGAUAUCGGAAAGCCAAAGCCAGCAGCCUAG